This is a messenger RNA of Eruca vesicaria subsp. sativa (arugula), 2115 nucleotides long. NCBI's taxonomy places the organism in Eukaryota, Viridiplantae, Streptophyta, Magnoliopsida, Brassicales, Brassicaceae. The record is from the annotation of a GenBank genome assembly.
AUGGCUGAGCUCAACCAUGUCUCUCACGAAUGUGCGUUGACCGUGCCUAAGAUCGUAGAAAAUGGCAUCUGCAACAUUUGCAACAAAGACGAACUUGUGGAAUACGCAUGUGACCGGUGUAACUUCGAUCUCUGCAAAACCUGCUCCUAUCUACCCCAGAAAGUGUCACAUGAUUUUCACAUGGAGCAUCCACUAGAGUUUUGUCUGCCCCAAAAUGAUCAAAAACAACCAAGAUAUAUCAUCUGCAGUGGGUGUGGGAGCAUGUCUUCCGGAUGCUUCUACGAGUGUAAAGAGUGUGAGAUCUACUUGGAUCUUGGUUGUGCCCUCAUGGGGAAUAUCACCACAGGUUGGGACGCCAAGGAGCUGCUUAGUGACUACCAUGCCCACUUGGUUAAAAGGUGUAGACCAGGACCGGACGCUAGAGGCUCUUGCCUUCUCUGUGAGCUUUCCCUCUCUCCAUCAGCUAUAUGUUAUGGUUGUGUUCAUUGUUACUUGUUUUUCCAUGAGCAUUGCCUUUAUGAAAUUCCAACAAAGAUUCUACACCCUGUGCAUCAGUCACACCCUCUCAAACGCUUCAACUACAUACAAAACUGUGGUGCUAAUGGAAGAAACUGUGAUGCUUGUGGAGGGGAGAUAUACAGUGUACCGUUUGGUUGCUCAAAGUGCAAUUUCAAGCUACACCUAAGGUGUGCGGACUCAUUGUUGCGAGGUCUGAUGCAUCACUCUCAUGAGCACAGAUUGUUUUAUACAAACACUUCUGGUUCUUGUCGUUUCGGGAAAACUGGGUAUUGUCAUAUAUGCAAGGCUUAUUGUGGGAGACCUUUCUAUUACUGCAUGGAAUGUGAUUCGAGGUUUCAUAUGGAGUGUCUUGAGAUACCCAACUCUGUGGUCGAUAAAUCUUAUCACAUUCAUCCACUUGUCUGCAAAGUAUUUCUUAGAGAUGAAGAUGACGAUUCUCUGGAGUAUUGUGGCGUUUGCGAAAUGGUAGUACACACAGGACAUCAUGCUUAUUGCUGUGGAACAUGUGAUUUCCUUUCCCAUAUUGAAUGCACUCUACGCAAGGGAGCAGAAAUUUCCCCAAUGUACUUGAAAGAUUUGUAUUCCUGUGACCAAGACAUCACUGACCAAGAUGACAGCAAAACCAUCAACUUAGAAAACGAACUUUUGGUUAAUAGUGUCGGGGGGCACACUCAUGUGCUAAGAUCCAUAGCUUUGAGCGAGCUUGAUGAGCGUGCAAAAUGCAACAUAUGUAGUGGAAUUAUAUAUGGUAAAGCAUGUAAAUGCGAGACAUGUAGCUUCCAGACACAUAAUUUCUGUGCGGAGUUAGGGCUACCAAUAAGGCAUCGGUUUCAUUCCAACCAUCCUUUGACACUCCUACCAGAUUCCCCUGUUGCUGGGAUUAGUAUGAACUGUGACAUUUGCCGUAAGGAAAUAUCUGGGUUUAAUCUCUUCUGUCGCAUAUGCAGUUUUAUCAUCCAUGUUCAGUGCGUCUUAGAAGAUCAACAGUUUCUUGGGACGUUACACAGAGGGCAGAAACUCAUGGUUAGAAACGCACGAGGAGAUGAUUGCAUCAAGACCAACACUCAUGGGACGUAUGGAGCUACUGUUUCAAGCUCAUAUCUGAUCACUUGCACUAUUUGUGAAGAGAGGCUGUGUGGAAAAGUUGUGUCAUGUAUUGAUUGCAGAGAAGUAUAUCAUCCUUGGUGCCUUAAAGCUUUGAGACGAAGAAUACCCUUUCAUCCACUUCACCCUGAUCACGAUCUUAGAUUUUUGGUUGUAAGUGGAUCCAAGUGCAUUGUCUGCAAACUGAACAUUACAAAGUAUGGCUAUACUUGUCGCAAAUGCGAAGUUAGUCUCCACUUCAAAUGCGUCAAAGCAGUUGAUAUACCAGAAAAGAUCAAGUAUCAUAUUCACUAUCUCUAUAACUUUUGGGAAGAGCAUUCAACUCGAGUCUGUAGUGUUUGUGCAAGACGUUGCGGUGCAUCAUUCUACGGAUGUGUCGAAUGUAACUUCAGCGCCCAUGUAGAGUGUGUUGGGUUUCCAAGAUAUGUAAAGAAUCAACGCCAUCAACAUACAGUCGAGCUAAAUAAGAGCAAAGACAUCAAUUGUGUAUAA